AUGCGGGACGACGCGAGCGGGAGCGGGUCGAGUGGGCGCGAGAGUCGGACGGCGACUCGACCCAGGUCGCCUGACGAACAGUCGAUACGCUCCGUAGCGUCGAGCUCGCAGGGACACAGCGCCGAGUCUGAUGUGGUGGAGCGGCGGAAACGGAUUGACUCGCUUGGCGCCAUGUCGAGCAAGGCGAGCGUGAGGGAAGACAGGACGAUCAGUGCCGCGAAGAUGCCUGUACAGGCCGAAUCUACACGGCCAGGCCCCAUGUCGCCUCCGCCCGUUCGGAAGAAGACGAUCAGCGGCGGCAGCACGGCGGGUCGCUCGUCUCUCAGCAGCGACACUCAGUCGACUCCUCGCCACCCUACACUCUCCAGCAUGUCGUCCUUUACCUCAUCCAACCGACCCUUCAGCAGCAACAGCACCAUUGCGAGCAGUCGGUCAGGAGCAAAGGCUGAAUACGCUUCGUCUACCCUCUCCAGCGCUCUUCCCUUCAUGCCACGCCGAACUUCCGCCGUCUCGACCGCCUCUCGCACGCCUUCCUCCUAUCCUCGCGACUCGGUCUUGCCGCCAGGCGUCUCGCCCAUGUCGUCCGACUUCGAUUUCCCUCGACCUGCAGACCCCGCCAAAGUCGACGAGCUAUUCGACGAGCUCCUCCCACGAAUCGGCGCAACUUCCGGCUCGGCCCUCGACGCAGCGCGCAAUCUCGACACGGACAAGAAGUGGACGUUGAUCUACAACGACGCAUUCAUGAAGUGGAAGAAUGCGCGCGAGAAGAUCACGCAUCGGCCGGUCGAAGGGCGGAGCGCGCCUGCGGUCGGGACCUCGCGAGGCGGAGUUGCAGAGUACCCGAUGAGUCCGCGAAUGGGCGGAGCAGGAGCAGCGGGGGACAGGAGUAGCGCGAAGCCGUCUUGGGGGAAGAACGAGAGUCCCGAGUGGUACAUCGGCAAGUUCAUGGACGGGACGAUCACACAGCAGCAGGUUGCGAGCCUGAGUGUCUGUUUGCGCACCUACGAGCUCGCAUGGCUGCAAGCGUUCAUCUCGCUCAAAGGGCAGGCGGUCCUCGGCAACGCGCUGCACAACAUCAACAAGUCCGACACGCAGCGCAAGCCGGAUGUCGGCAUGGAAGCCGAGCUGAUCAAGUGCCUUCGAACGCUCUUCAACCACACUGACGGCGCCCGCGACGCCAUCGAGAACAACACGUCCAUCUCGGCUAUCACCGCGUCUCUCGCCAGCGAGAUACCCAUCCGAAAGAGCGUCAUCGAGCUCCUCACCUUCUUCGUUGCCCGCGACCGCGUCAAGGGCUUCAACCUCGUCCUCAAAGGCCUCGACGACUUCUCCAGCUCGCGCCGCCUGCCCGGCAAGUUCGACGGCUGGUUCUUCUUUUGGGAAGCGGCGAUCGACGGUCGAGGGAGGUUCGGUAGCUCAGUAGGAGCGAGCGAAGCGGUGAUGAGUCUGCGAGGACAGGGCGCGAAGGACAUGUCGCGCGGUCUGGUGGCGAGCUCGCCUUUGGCGGACGUCAAGGACCAGGCGCUCGCCGACUAUGCGGCGACGAAUAUGCUCCUCAUACAGGAGUUGUUGCGCGACCGCGAUCUCAAGAUCCGCAUGCACCUCCGCGCCGCCAUGGAGCUUUCGGGCCUCAAGCGCAUCCUCGACAAGCACCUCGUCCUCGACCAUCCUCUCCUCCGGCGUCUCAUCUCCGACCACUACGAAGGCGCCGAAGCCGACUCGCUUGAGCUCGCCGACCAGAUGAAGGAGGAAGUCCGCAUGAACUUCUCCGACCCCCGCGGCUGCUUCGACGCGAUCAUCGAGAACACGGACGGCCGCGCACUCGACUUCCUCACCAGCACACUCAAGCACCUCCUCCUCAUUCCGACGGAGCCGGAGUCGCGCAUGCGGCAUUUCCAGCUCAUCGAACGCCUCGUCUCGGCCGUUGUGACCGACCGCAAGGGGCUCGACGGCGGCUUCACCAAGCUCAUGGGCUCGAGUGUCGCCCAGAUCGUCGCCUCUUUCGCUGAGCAGGACCGGCUGGCCGAGACGCAGGACGACCUCGAGGUUGCGCAAUCGCAGGUUGCCCAGCUCAAGAAGCGGUGCGAGCAGCUAGAGGAGGAGUUAGCGGAAGGGACGAGCGGAGACGUCGGCAAGCUCAAGGGCGAGAUCGAGCGUCUCGAGCGGGCGCUUGCGACUUCGCGCGCUGCGACGGACGGGACGAAGCAGGAGUACGCUGGCAAGGAGCGCGACUACCUCGACCAGAUUGCCGCCCUCCGCGCCGACAAUAGGAUUCUAUACGAACGCCUGAAGGCCGCCGGACUGCUCGACGGCAUUGAGGAUGACCUCCAGGACCGCAUGGAGAAGCAGCUGCAGCGCAGCAAGACGAUCCAGAUCCUUGAGGGCAUGUCAGCAUCAGAGCCUCUCCCCGCGGUACCGGGAAAGACGAUAUUGGGCACGACGAGCGCGAGGCGGCGGAUGGAAAACGGCAUUGCGGCGGAGAGAUCGAUGACGGCCGACAGGCUUGCUUCAGGUGUUCGUCAGCCGGUCUCUGCAUGGUCUCCCACGCCCUCCCCUCCUUCGCAUCGCACGCCUGUUCGACGCGCGGGUCAGCAGCAGCCUGCCGUCUCCGCCUUCUCGCCCGACAGCGACUACGACACGACUCCGCAGGCGGUGCGCGAUCCGUCCACCUUCCACAACGACUCUUCGCCAGCGUCACCAACCGUCGCCCGCACUUCUCGGCCUGGACAUGCCUCGCACCAGCGCCGGCCGACUCUCGCCGAGCAGAUCCGCGAUGUGGCCAUCAAGAUGGGCAGCAGUCCCGCCCGAGACUCGGUCGACACUGACAGCGUGCGCACCUCGUCGCAGCAAAGCCACUUCACCUACGCCAGCAACUCGACUGCGCCGACAAGUACCGCUCCAUCCGACGUCGACUCGGCGGUCCCAGAGACUGUCAUCGAGGCUGCCGAGGGCGACGAGGCCGGCAAUGACCUGUCGCCAACGACGCGCAGACCUGCGGGUCAGAAGGUAGGCGUACCCGCCUCGUUCGCCGACUCGCUCGAUAGCCUCAUGCCGCCAUCGGCUCUUGAAACGCCAAAUCAACGACCAGAUACCGUCUUCCUCGUCGGGCCCUAUCACACGGCACCAUCGACACCUCUCCUCGAUGCAGAAUCGCCCGCCGUCUCUCGCUCGAUCACGCCGCCUCCGUUCCUCGCCCCUUUCGCAUUCGGGACGGCCGAUGUUCCCGCAACGCCGGUCGUGCAGGCUCCGACACCUUCUACGACACCUCCUGCUCAUGCGCAUGCGGACAGAGACGCCUCGCCCGAGUCUUCUGGUUUCUCCGCCGUUCCUGCUCCUCCUCCGCCCCCGCCGCCGCCGCCACCACCACCUCCGCCUCCGCCUGCGUUCUUCUCUGCUCCCUCAGCACCAGCCCCUCCGCCUCCGCCUCCUCCUCCGCCACCACCACCACCACCUCCAGGCAGCAAUGCCAUUCCAGGCGCACCUCCUCCUCCUCCGCCUCCACCGCCUCCUCGCCCGCCUGGACCUUUCGGCGCCGUCAAGACCGCGUCGACUAUGCCACUCAGCGAAGUGCUCGCUGCGAAGGCAGGUCUUCGCAAGAAUACCGGCGAGCGGUCACCCUCAUCACCCUCGGGGCCAGGUGCUCCCCCGCCGCCUGCCCCGCCCGCGCCCGGCGCACCUCGCUUCAACCCAGCAAAGACGCCUGUCGGUCUCGCGCAGCGAAAGCUCAAGACGUUCCAGUGGGACAAGGUCUCGCCGCACGGUAUCUCGUCGACGAUCUGGGGUCGCAAGACUGGGGACGCCGACGAAGACGCGCGGGCGAUUGCCGAGCGGCUGCGGCAGCAGAGCAUCUUCGACGCGAUGGAGGAAGAGUUCCGCGCCAAGCAGACGGUCAAGCUGGCGGUCAAGCGCGAGAAGUCGACCUUGACGACCUGCCUCGACUCUCGGCAUGCCCAGAACAUCGAGAUUACGGUUCUCAAGCCGGCCGGCAGCGCGACCGACGACGCCUUCACGAAGGUCAAGGCUGCGGCCGGUCGCAUCCUCCGCUACGACGAGGGGCUUGGCGAGGCGUUCCUCACGGAACUCGUCGCUUUGCUGCCGAACCCGGAUCAGGAGUCGAAGCUCAACAUGCACAAGUCGACCCCGCAAGAAGACCUCGACUUCUUGGCGCCCGCAGACCGAUUCCUCGUCGAGCUUCUCAAGAUCGAGCACUUGCGGCCGCGCUUGAAGGCGAUGAUCUACCGGGAAAAGUUCCUGGAGAACAUCACCCGGCUGGAGGAGGAGGCGGAGAAAGUGUACGCGGCAUCGAAGGCCCUCCUCGACGCGCCCCAUUUCUCCGAGUUGCUCAAGCUCAUUCUCAUGCUCGGCAACUUCCUCAACGCGACGAACCACAAGGGUAACGCGCAGGGCUUCAAGGUCAACUCGAUUAACAAGCUUGUCGACACCAAGUCGUCGCAGUCGAGCAACCGCACCCUCCUCCACUUCGUUGCCAAGACGGUUACCCAGACGAUGCCGAAAACGGAGCUGUUCCUCGAGGAGUUGCACAAACCUGCGGACGCCUUCAAGGCCGACCUGUCGCACGUCCGCGCCGCCCUCAUCGACUUUGCAACCCAGCAAGAAAGCCUCGACAACCUCCUCAACACGCACUUUGAUGACCUGUCCAGCCUGCACCCGGACGAUGGCUUCCCUAAGAAGAUGUUCCGCUUCCGUCGUGAAGCCGAAGACCGCCUCGCCGCCCUCAAGGACUCGCUCCGUCUCGCCGACUCGACCUAUAACCAGGCGCUGACCUUCUACGGCGAAGACGCGAAGAGCAUCGCCAGUACCGACGAGUUUUUCAGCGUCUUCAAGACGUUCGUCUCGUCGUACAAGACGGCGAGGGAGGACAAUCGCCGAGCGGAGGAGGCGAGGAUCAAGGCGGAGCAGGCGGCGGCUCGCAAGGCUGAGGCGGCAGCUGCCGCGGCGGCGGCGCUUCAGUCAGGCGACUCGCUUGUCGAGGAUAUGCUCAAGACGCUUCGCGAGCAAUCGCUUGACACGCCUCGCGCCGUGCGUCGCGCUGGGCGGAAGAACCUGCUUGCGGGCGGUAGCUCGUCGGGCAAGGAGUCGCCGAGCGCCCUUCUCUUCGACCGCAGCGGCGCGACAUCGCCAACGCCUGACGGGCUGGGCUCGAGCGGCGGAUCAAGCUCGUCGCGGGUCGACGGCCUGGACGACUUGCUUGCCAGCGGUCAAGAGCUGAUGGCUCGCUUGACGGGCGAAGGCUUUGCCACCGCUUCACCCACACCAGCCGCCGCUACCCUCGCAACUCGCCGCGCCCGAACCCGCGACUCUCGCCGGACAACCCGCCAAGACCUACUCUCUCCCAUCUCUCCGGAUGUCGCAUCCCCAUCCCUGUCGCCCGACGCCUUGACCCUGCCAUCCACCCCGAACAGCGAGAGCGUCGACGAGAAGGACGCCGACAGUCCUGCGACGCCUAUCACGCCUACGCCGGCAUCUGCCAAGGAGGCGCGGAGGGGCAGUAACGAGACGACGCGAGCGUCGAUCAGUGUUCGCGAUGAAGACGAGGAAGUCGAGGAGCUGGCGGACGAGGCGGAGGACGAGGUCCCCGAGAUCCGUGCAAUUGGCUGA
Molecule: messenger RNA, 5619 nt
Organism: Rhodotorula toruloides NP11
Lineage: Eukaryota; Fungi; Basidiomycota; Microbotryomycetes; Sporidiobolales; Sporidiobolaceae
Product: RhoA GTPase effector DIA/Diaphanous
Exons: 7
Coding region: 1-5619 (1872 amino acids)
Biological process (GO): actin filament bundle assembly; barbed-end actin filament capping; mitotic actomyosin contractile ring assembly
Cellular component (GO): mating projection tip; cell division site
Molecular function (GO): actin binding; small GTPase binding
Source: RefSeq, a predicted model, not a curated record